Sinocyclocheilus rhinocerous is the source of this 1547-nucleotide messenger RNA. RefSeq names its product synaptotagmin-7-like. Gene Ontology annotation, cellular component: synapse; plasma membrane; synaptic vesicle. Lineage: Eukaryota; Metazoa; Chordata; Actinopteri; Cypriniformes; Cyprinidae. Gene Ontology annotation, biological process: vesicle fusion; calcium ion-regulated exocytosis of neurotransmitter. The transcript is spliced from 11 exons. Gene Ontology annotation, molecular function: calcium ion binding; calcium-dependent phospholipid binding; phosphatidylserine binding. The coding region runs from base 207 to 1547 and encodes 446 amino acids. The record is from RefSeq and is a predicted model, not a curated record.
UGUGUGUGUGUGAGGAAGGAGAGAGAGAGAGAGAAAGUAGAUGCGUGCAGACAACCUGCCUGCACGUAAUUCUGGGAGGACUCUCCGCCGAGCAACGACACAAUAAACACUCACGGAACCGCAAGAGUUUCCCUCGGCGGAGUAACUAAUAAGCACUUGAAUCACGUCACACCAUCCAGUCAGGAGUCCAUCAUCAAUCUGCAGCCAUGUAUCUGAACAGGGAGGAGGAGUACAGCAAAGGCUCCGUCUCUUUGAGCGUGCUGCUGGUGUCGUUGGCGGUAACCGUGUGUGGUGUUUGGCUGGUAGCUCUCUGCGGCGUCUGUGGAUGGUGUCAACGCAAGCUGGGGAAGAGAAAUAAACCAGGAGUGGAGUCCGUCGGGUCUCCUGAUUCAGGAAGAGGAAGAGGAGAGAAAAAAGCCAUCAAUGAUUUAGACAGAGACUUUUGGAAUAACAAUGACAGCAGUUCAGUACAGCAGCGCUGGAGCUCAUACCCGCCCAAGGAGUUUGUACUAAACAUUUCUCCUUAUGCCCCUUACGGAGAUCCACGCCUCACACUCAAGGAAGGAAAAAUGGUGGUUCUCUCUCUCGCGAUUGGAUUGGCCGAACAGGACGACUUUGCCAAUCUGCCAGACCUACAGGAAGUACCGCCCAGUCAAGAAACCCCCCCUGACAAGAGGAAUAUGGGGAAUAAGCCAGCUAACAGUCCUAAGGGUCAGCCGCCAGACGCCGACGGCCAUUCCUCAGUGUCUGACCUUGCCAACUCGCUCACUGGAGACAUGGUGAUGUUGUCUCCGGGGUCUGAAGACGACGACCACGAGGGCCCAGUGAGCGAGAAACUNGGCAGGAUUCAGUUCAGCUUGGGCUACGGCUUCCAAGACACGACUCUGACGGUGAAGAUACUCAAAGGUCAAGACCUGCCCGCUAAAGACUUCUCUGGGACGUCCGACCCCUUCGUCAAAAUCUACCUGCUGCCUGACAGAAAGCACAAACUCGAGACCAAAGUCAAGAGGAAAAAUCUCAACCCUCACUGGAACGAAACCUUCCUGUUUGAAGGGUUCCCGUAUGAGAAGGUGCGGGAGCGAACGCUGUAUCUCCAGGUGCUGGAUUACGAUCGGUUCAGCCGUAACGACCCGAUCGGAGAGGUCUCGAUUCCUCUGAAUAAAGUGGAGCUCGGACAGCUGAAGACGUUCUGGAAGGAUCUCAAACCCUGCAGUGAUGGCAGCGGAAGUCGUGGAGAUCUGCUGUUGUCUCUGUGUUAUAACCCCACUGCCAACACCAUCACUGUUAACAUCAUAAAAGCUCGCAACCUCAAAGCCAUGGACAUCGGGGGCACCUCAGGCUGGAGAGGUCUGACAUCUUUUGGAUGUGUGAAUGCAUCAGCUCGGCCCCGUCCCUCGUCUCAUCGAACCAAUCUCGCGUCUAGACCCGAAGGCUCAUGGGAGCUCAUUUGGCAGCCUUUAAAUUGGCCACUGCUGAAACGGAUCGAGUCGCAGGAACUCUGGGAGUUGUAUUUUUCCAGGUCUCAGACGCCCCGUGCGAGUAAUUAA